CCUUUAUUGAACAGAGCAGUCUGAGGAUUCAGUAGAAAGAGUAGCUGGGCUCUGCCUCCUGCAUUGCUUUGAAAUACAUGCUGGAAUCAUUUCUGUUUUCAAAAUUCCUUGUAAUUUUCACUUACUGAAAGGAAAUGGAUUGGACCGGAGCAAUUUUAACUUUAUUCCUAUUUAUUUUUGCAAUUAUGUUCCUUUUGAAAAAGAAUAGUUCCAGGAAUAACAGCUCCCACAAUCUCCCUCCGGGACCCAGAACUAUACCUAUUUUGGGAAAUCUGCACAUGAUGGAUCUGAAGAGGCCUUAUAGAACAUUGAUAGAGUGGUCAAAAGAAUAUGGUCCCAUUUUUCGCAUCAAACUGGGAUUCCAGGAGAUGGUGGUGCUGACUGGCUAUGAAACAGUCAAAGAAGCUCUAGUGAACCAGGCUGAUGCAUUUGCAGAUAGGCCUGUCAUCCCCAUUUUUGAAGAUGCAGUGAAAGGAUACGGUCUUGUUUCUUCUAGUGGUGAGAACUGGAAAGUGAUGCGGCGGUUUACAUUAUCCACAUUACGGGACUAUGGAAUGGGAAAGAGGACCAUUGAAGACAAAAUCAUUGAAGAGUGCAGUGUCUUAACAAAGACAAUGGAGACUUAUGCAGGAAAACCCUUUGACAUCACAACUAUUCUGAGUGCUGCUGUUUCCAACAUCAUAGUUUGUAUUCUACUUGGGAAACGGUAUGAAUAUGAAGAUGCCACAUUUUUGCGACUACUAAAGAUAGUAAAUGAAAGUCUUCAGCUUUCGGGAAGCCCUGCUGCAUUGAUAUACAAUUUGUUUCCCAAGUUGGGGUUCCUUUUGGGUGCUCCUAAAAAAGUAAUGAAAAAUGAAAAAGAGUUCCAAGAUUUCAUAAAGACCACCUUCAUAGAAUAUCUCCAAGAUCUUGAUGAAAAUGACCAGAGAAAUUUUAUUGAGUCAUUUCUUGUUCGGCAAAAACAGGAGAAUAUGAAGAUGACACAUGGUGGAUAUUUCCAUAACGAAAAUCUUAUAGGUCUUGUAGAUGAUUUAUUUGCUGCUGGUACAGACACAACGGCAAACACUCUGCGCUGGGCCAUACUCCUAAUGAUGAAGCACCCAGAAAUCCAGAGAAAGGUCCAAGAAGAAAUUGCAAAAGAGAUUGGUGAUAUCCAGCCAAGGACAGACCACCGAGCCAAAAUGCCUUACACUGAUGCUGUAAUUCAUGAAAUUCAAAGAUUUGGUGAUAUUGUUCCAUCCAAUUUGCCACAUUCAACCACCAUGGACAUAACUUUGAAAGGCUUCUUCAUCCCCAAGGGCACCCAUGUCAUUCCCUUGCUGACUUCUGUGCUCCAUGAUGAAUCCCAGUGGGAGAAACCUCAUGAAUUCUAUCCUGAGCAUUUUCUUGACUCUGAAGGAAAAUUUGUGAAGAGGGAUGCAUUCAUGCCUUUCUCUGCAGGUCGAAGAAUAUGUGCAGGUGAGACUCUUGCCAAAAUGGAGCUCUUCCUCUUCUUUACCAGCCUCUUGCAGAAAUUUACCUUCCAUCCACCCCCAGGAACAUCUAAAGAUGCUCUGGACCUGACCCCUGGUGUUGGACUUAUCUCCCCUCCCAUGCCUUACAAGACCUGUGCUGUGUUAUGCUGAUCUGACAAUAUAAACAUUACUUAUAUUACAAUAUAUGUAUCAGUUAUCAAUAUACCUACAUCUACAUCUAUAUCUAACUAUAUCUAUAUCAUCUAUAUCUAUACCUAGCUAUCUACAUCUAUCAUCUAUCUGUCUAUUAUCUGUCUGUCUGUCUAUCAUCUAUCUCAUUUUCUCAGCCUUGAAAUGUCUUCAGUUUGACAGAGGCAAAAUUUAACAAUAUAAUUCAAUACUGUCUACAUUUCAUGUGUUAUUUAGAAGAUAAAUGGAAAUGAUCUAUAAUCUCAUGAAAUGUAGGUUCUGAUAGGGAAGAAUAGUAGGGAAAUCAUGGAAAGCAAAGUUUUUUUUAAAAAAAUUGGGACCAUUUAUUUCCUUUGCUCUUUACUAUUUUUUGCCUUCAACUAUCUGUUUCUGUUUAGAAUUUUUUGUCUCUUUUGCUUUAAUUAAGAAAUGCAAUUCUAAUUACAUUUUAAAAAGCAAUAUUUUUUUUUUCCUGCAAUAGUCAAUUUAUGUAUUUGCUUGUACACCACCCAGAGUCCCUCUGAGAUGGUCAUGGGCAGCUUUAAAAAUUUAGUCAAGAAAUAAUAUUCAAUCGAAUGUAUUCAAUUAUAUUCUUUUUUUAAACAAAAUUAUAAUAAUUUAGUUAUGAUAGAAAUAGUAAUGAUAAUUAUGAUUUAAAAGUUUGCUCUAGACAUGUUAAUAUAACCAGUAAAUUCUGGCCAAAAUAUUAAUUUGGAUAACAAAUGAGAUUCAGACACUUUCAAGAAGUAGAACUGAGUGCUAAUGACCAGAUGACUGCAAGAAAUAUAAAUUCUUUCAUCCUCCACCUGUCAGGAUUUGGUGUCGUCUCAAAUAAACUGCAUUUCAAACAAA
This is a messenger RNA of Pantherophis guttatus, 2495 nucleotides long. Its product is annotated as cytochrome P450 2K1-like. Gene Ontology annotation, biological process: xenobiotic metabolic process. Gene Ontology annotation, cellular component: intracellular membrane-bounded organelle; cytoplasm. Lineage: Eukaryota; Metazoa; Chordata; Lepidosauria; Squamata; Colubridae. The record is from RefSeq and is a predicted model, not a curated record. Gene Ontology annotation, molecular function: heme binding; oxidoreductase activity, acting on paired donors, with incorporation or reduction of molecular oxygen, reduced flavin or flavoprotein as one donor, and incorporation of one atom of oxygen; iron ion binding.